UAGAGCUACAAGAUCUACCUAGCAGUCCAUAUAGCUGUCGAAGUUGAGUCGAGGUUGGCAAAAAAAGACUACGUUUGGCACAUCAUGGGUACGGAUCGUACGUUUGUGGCAUUGGCCAUGGUAUUUCUGUCAGUGCUAGUGCUAGUGCUAGUGGAGGGCAGAAGCCUCGGCACACCCUCGCCGUGGACAGAAAGUAGUGAAGAACUAGAUGCAGUCACACAUCCACCGCCAGUCAAGCCCACUGGACGCGAGGACCAUCACGUAGCUGGACUUGGCGACCCGGAAACGUUGGGACCUGAUGUUGAUCAGUGCCUAUGGAACGAGCGCAACAGCGGACUCCUCACUUACGACCACCCUGAUGCCAGAAGUAUUGGCAUGCACUGUGUCAAAUGUGACAUGUGCAAAAGUGGAAAAAUUGUUGAAACUCAUUGCUCAUGCACUAACUCAUCAAUCAAGACAAAAUGCAGACUCGUUGGCCCUGGAGAAUUUAUGCCACAGGUUAACAACUGCACGGCUGCAUUUAACUGCUCUGUCUGUGCUCAUCCCUCGAAAGACUCAGGAGUCUGUGGUCGUUAUAUCAAGUACAUACGUCGUGUCUGUGGACUAGGUAAGGACAAUGCAACCAAACCAGGAGCAAGUGCACAACCAGACGACAGCACAGUAGGCUCAAAUAACAAAUCAACACAAGGUCCAGAACCUGCUGAUAAUGUAACACAAGGAACACUACCUCCAGGAACACCACCUCCAGGAACACCACCUCCAGGAACACCACCUCCAGGAACACCUCCUCCAGGAACACCACCUCCAGGAACACCACCUCCAGCAUGUCCAGGAACAUCACCUCCAGGAACACCACCUCUAGAAACAAACUGGAUGGCUGUUGCCAUUGGAGCUAUCGUUAUCUGCAUUGUAGUUAUCUGCAUAUUUGGAGUUGCCUGUUGGUUUAUGUUACGCACCCGAUACCGGCGUUAUAAGAAGGGUACUUCUGGUGCAUCUACCAGUAAUGGGACCACUGGUGAGCCACCCACAUCCAUUCCCUUGAUCAACCUACCCCAGGCCAACGGUGAUGGGCAUGCAGAAAGGUAACUGCACUCCCUGGUUUGAACAACUUCUGGUUUCAGUGCACGGCAUCAGAUUUUCAGUAAAAUUGAUCUGGAGUCAAGUGAUUCCUCCCUCUCCCUACAUUUUCAUUUUCCCCCUGACCUUUCUUUUUCAACCACAACAGAGUAUAAAGUUGGACUUAUUUCAUAAUUUCAAUGUUUCAGUCUCAGACUUCUGAUAAGGAAAUGAAAGGCAAACGUGAGAAAUAUGUUUUGUUUCGUAACAUGCCAUAACUGUCUCAUUUUAUUGGAGUUCUUCCAAUGACGAGCGGAUGUGUUACCGACUUCCUGCAUAGACUAGAAACUUAUUCAUCUGAAAAAAAAAAAGAAAACACAAAAACUUGAAUGCUUCAGGCAUUCAAAUGAUUGCUCUUCCAUAUAAUGGUAGAUUUUAUAGUAUUCAGUUUCUCUAUGUAUUUCAUACAUUUUGCUAUUCAUGUGUCUUUUUAUGCCCCGUAGUAGUCUUGGUUCCAAGUCGUCACUGUCUGUAUUGGUGUAUUAAAUGAACGUUUUCACACAUUAAAUUUUGCCAUUUGACAAAGGGGGCGAUAUGUGACGGCUGACAGUGCAAGAUUGUCCUACGCAUAGUAACUACGAAUACAGACCCUCGUCCGUCACAUAGUGCCCUCUGUUGACUUGCAAAAUUUACAGCGCUUUCACUUUAAAAUAGAUAGUAACGUCUUGGAACCAAGACUAGCCCUACUGUUUUGCCUUGUUCUUGUGUGUGUCAGUGCAAUCACUUGAGAAAUACUUUGCGUGUGAACUUCAAAUUUGGCCAGCUCUCAGUAAUCCGAGAAAGCCCAUUUAGUAGGAGUGAAAGCUCAAAGUCACAGUGACUCUAAUACUGAAUAGAAAUCUUGUCCGUGCAAUAUUGAGCAUUUAAGCCCAAAGGUAAAGGUCACAAUAGCCAAACGAGAAAUCUUAUUUGUGAUCUGAAAUUACAGUUGUGGGUGUAGCAGAUGUCAAUCACUUCUUCUGAUAAAGGUUAUGUCGGAAGCAAAGAUUUCUUAUGAAUCCUAGAGGGCAUUGUGCAGUCAUGUUUUUUGCUUGCACGUUUUGCAUUUGGCUAAAGUUGGUCGAAGAAUUCCACUGACUUUUGUUUCAAUAUUUGAUACGUCCAAUGUUGUGAGUACAUGUUCAGGGUUACUUGGAAUUGUGUUUCACAGAUUAACCUUAACCCUCCUCAAUUCUUCACCUGUUGGAGGACUGAGGAGUGUUGGGGUCAAGAUGUAUGAGGAGGGAGGCACAUGUAGAAACAAUCAUUUUGGGCACAAUAAACAUCAAGUAUGAAUUUGGCAUGUCAGACCAUGCGGUCAGUUCCACCCAUGUGCCCGGACAGCGUAUUUUGCAUUGAGUUUGGAUAUUUGAACCAAACAGAUUGAACCACACAAUCACAGUCACAGUAUCUACACACACUGUUAGACUUGCUGUCCGUUGCAACUCGUGAUGAAAGUGGUAUGAUACGAGGGCAAAUUACAUUACCGUCUUUGGAAUUUCUUCUGAGUGCUUACCCGUCAUGGUAGGUUUUAGGGAAGGCAGGGCAAUUGUUGUGGUUGACACUUAUUCUUGUUUUGUAUGAAGCCAGUAACAAACAGGGAUGCAUGUACAUGUAUUUAAAAAUUUAUAUAAUUUG
Messenger RNA from Acanthaster planci (crown-of-thorns starfish), 2733 nucleotides. RefSeq lists its product as uncharacterized. Lineage: Eukaryota; Metazoa; Echinodermata; Asteroidea; Valvatida; Acanthasteridae. The record is from RefSeq and is a predicted model, not a curated record.